This is a messenger RNA of Hippocampus zosterae (dwarf seahorse), 2985 nucleotides long. It is a transcript of the gene alpl, whose product is annotated as alkaline phosphatase, biomineralization associated. Gene Ontology annotation, cellular component: plasma membrane. Gene Ontology annotation, biological process: dephosphorylation. The transcript has 13 exons. The record is from RefSeq and is a predicted model, not a curated record. Bases 263 to 1858 code for a protein of 531 amino acids. NCBI's taxonomy places the organism in Eukaryota, Metazoa, Chordata, Actinopteri, Syngnathiformes, Syngnathidae. Gene Ontology annotation, molecular function: alkaline phosphatase activity.
GCGAGUUGCAGAUCGUCCACCCAAAAAGCCUCAGGACAACCUCUCUGGGCCUUUAAAAAGCACCGAAAGCGAAAAAGAGACACAUUCCAUGGUGAAACAUUCAAGUGCAACGAUUGAUGAGACACGUGGUGCAGUUGGCUGGAUCGCUGCCUCUGGGAGGACCGGGCACCUUCUGAGUGGGCAGAGAAGCAUCAUCGCCAGCACCCCAUUAAUAUUAGCAGAGAAAACAAGACACACGAGUUUGUGACAUCAAGCCGACAACAUGAAGAGGACGUUGCAGCUUGUCGUGAUCUGUUGCAGUUUGUUGGCUGUGACGUGGUCAGGCCAGGCAAGCUUUCCUGAGCAAGAAAAGGAUCCCAAUUUCUGGAGAUCCUGGGCCCAGCGGACCUUGACCAACGCGCUGAUGCUGCAGCAACUCAACCAGAACAGAGCCAAGAAUCUCAUCAUGUUCCUUGGAGACGGGAUGGGCAUUCCCACGGUAACGGCUGCUCGGAUAUUGAAGGGUCAAUUGAGCGGACACCCUGGAGAAGAGACUGUGCUGGAGAUGGACAAGUUCCCCUUUGUGGCGUUGUCCAAGACAUACAACACGGACGCGCAGGUGGCUGACAGUGCCGGCACAGCCACAGCCUUCCUUUGUGGCGUCAAGGCCAACCAGGGUACGGUGGGCGUGAGCGCGAAUGCUAUCCGCUCCCAAUGCAACACCACGCACGGUAACGAGGUCACUUCCAUCCUCAAGUGGGCCAAGGACGCAGGUAAGUCGGUGGGCAUUGUGACGACAACUCGUAUCAACCAUGCGACACCCAGCGCCGCCUACGCGCACAGCGUCGAUCGAGACUGGUACUCGGACAACGAGAUGCCAGCUGAGGCACUGCAGGCUGGCUGCAAAGACAUCGCCAGGCAACUGUUUGAAAAUAUCCCCAAUAUUGAUGUUAUGAUGGGCGGAGGAAGGAAAUACAUGUUCCCCAAAAACACGCCGGAUGUGGAGUACCCCUCUGUCGAGAAGCACAAUGGCACACGUAACGAUGGGCGGAACCUGGUGCAGGAGUGGAUCGACAAAACCAAGAACAAUAAAGGCUAUUACGUGUGGAGCAAGACUCAGCUUUUAUCACUCAAGCCCGCCAAUGUUGAUUACUUACUAGGUCUCUUUGAACCAACCGAUCUUAUGUACGAGUUGGAGAGGAACACUGAAAGCGAUCCGUCACUCACAGAGAUGGUGGAUGUGGCCAUCAAGAUCUUGAGGAAGAACCCUAAUGGAUUCUUCCUGCUUGUAGAAGGCGGACGUAUCGACCACGGACACCACGGGGGCUUAGCCCAGCUGGCUCUGCACGACGCCGUGGAAAUGGACCGGGCCAUCGGCCGAGCAGGCCUGAUGACCAGCAUCUUUGACACCAUGACUGUUGUGACUGCUGACCAUUCGCACGUUUUUAGCUUUGGAGGUUACACUUUCAGAGGAAACAGCAUUUUCGGCUUGGCCCCUGAGGUUAGCGAUGUUGACAAGAAGCCCUUCACCGCCAUUGCAUACGGCAAUGGCCCGGGUUAUAAAAUGGUUGACGGUGAAAGGGAGAACAUCUCCAAUGUUAACUUUGGGGACAUCCACUAUCAGGCUCAGUCUGCCGUUCCGCUCAGCUCAGAGACCCACGGCGGCGAAGACGUGGCAGUGUUCGCCAAGGGCCCGCUGGCCCACCUGCUGCACGGCGUGCAUGAGCAGAACUACAUUCCGCACGUCAUGGCGUAUGCGGCUUGCAUCGGGAGCAACAAAGCACACUGCGCCCAAAUCGGUUCCAUCUUUGAUGACGCCACACGCCCCGUCUUCUCCAGCGUCGUCGCCACGCUGGCAGUCGUGCGAUUUCUGUGCUGACAGCAAUGCGCCAUUUGUGAUUUUACCGCUGUUGCUCUUGUGCUCAUACAUACAGCUCUUGAUUUUAUCCUUACGAUAACACGAAGAAUUUUUGGUCACGCAUGUAAAAUAUAGCAUCAUAGCACCACACGUCAUGGAGGUUGCCUCAUAAUCUAAUUCCCCCAUCACCCUUUUCCAAUGGAAUAGUUGUGGCAUACGCAAUAGCAAUGUUUUCCGACCUUUACUGAGCCAAGGCGCAUAUGACAUUACAAAAACCUUACACUACAGAACAAAAUCUCACAAAAAAUAUGCUAAAAUGACGAUCUUCUCUGAAUUUAGUGAAAUAUUGGCCUGGAGCAAAUUAAUUCUGUGGCAUAAAAGACAACAGGUGGAUGCACAGGUUAAUUCUACCUUCUGCCCUCUUGUUGGAAAAGUAUUAAAUUCUUCUGUAUGUCACUGGCAUACGUAGAUAUAAAGGAAAUGUCUCACAAAACGGAGUCUUGGCCUUACAUUUUAGGAUAUCUUUGAUGUUUUGGAACAGUGAAGGAAUACCACUUUUCAGGAGGAAGUGCACAGCUUGCAUAAUGUUACUGCCGUGUCAACGUAACACACAGCCAUGAAUGACUAAACCACUGGUGACCAACUGAGUACACGCCUCAAUGAAAAUGUCCAAAUCAUGUCUAAAGUGUCAAAGGCAUACUCUGUUUUGUGAGAUACUGUCUAUUUGUUGUAAAUAAAUAGUCUUCAGACCAAUUAAAUGAAAUUAGGUAACUCAACUCUAAUGUGUUGGAAGUGUGGUUGGGAAUCACUGCAUAGUGUUUAAGUCUGGGAUUUGGCCAAGAGGUUUUGCAAGCAUUGGCUUUGCUGUUUUUGUUUUUUUAAACAAUAACUUCUACCUCAUACGUGUUGGGAUGAUGAAUUGUGGUUUGUGCAAAGAGUUAUUUUUGAAUGUAUCAACUAAAAAUAAAAUAUAUGUACUCAGUCUACGUUGAGGUUCUGUUAAAAAAAAAAAAAAAAAAAAAAAACAAUGCUGCAGCUUUGUUGUUUUCAAGAAUUGUUUCCAUUUCCCAGCAGCCAUUUUGAUGAAUAAAGCGUUAGGUAGUCAGGCACAUUCGGACAAAUUGUUAAAUAAAGACAUACAUGCUCAA